Molecule: messenger RNA, 1170 nt
Organism: Lepus europaeus (European hare)
Lineage: Eukaryota; Metazoa; Chordata; Mammalia; Lagomorpha; Leporidae
Gene: NTF3
Product: neurotrophin 3
Exons: 2
Coding region: 185-997 (270 amino acids)
Biological process (GO): regulation of neuron differentiation; nerve growth factor signaling pathway; neuron projection morphogenesis
Molecular function (GO): nerve growth factor receptor binding; growth factor activity
Source: RefSeq, a predicted model, not a curated record
UACCGACCAGCUCCGCGCACCGCCCCGCGACAGAGCCCAGCGCAACUUUCUUCCCUCUUCUUUCUUCUCCUUUUCCUCCUGCUGGGUGGUGGCUGGGGCGGGGUCGGGGAAGACUUUGGAUGACCCAGCUCGCGUCCACCUUUCUCUUCAUGUCGACGUCCCUGGAAACAGUCACACGGAUGCCAUGGUUACUUCUGCCACGAUCUUACAGGUGAACAAGGUGAUGUCCAUCUUGUUUUAUGUGAUAUUUCUCGCUUAUCUCCGUGGCAUCCAAGGGAACAACAUGGAUCAAAGGAGUUUGCCAGAAGACUCGCUCAACUCCCUGAUUAUUAAGCUGAUCCAGGCAGACAUUUUGAAAAACAAGCUGUCCAAGCAGGUGGUGGACGUUAAGGAGGGCUACCAGAACACCCUGCCCAAAGCAGAGGCCCCCCGGGAGCCGGAGCAGGGAGAGCCGGCCAGGUCAGAAUUCCAGCCCAUGAUCCCAAUGGACACGGAGUUGCUGCGACAACAGAGACGCUACAGCUCGCCCCGCGUCCUGCUGAGCGACAGCACCCCUUUGGAGCCCCCUCCCUUGUAUCUCAUGGAGGAUUAUGUGGGCAACCCCGUGGUGGCCAACAGAAGCUCCCGGAGGAAGCGGUAUGCAGAGCACAAGAGCCACCGUGGGGAGUACUCGGUGUGUGACAGUGAGAGCCUGUGGGUGACCGACAAGUCGUCGGCCAUCGACAUCCGGGGACACCAGGUCACGGUGCUGGGGGAGAUCAAAACCGGUAACUCUCCCGUCAAACAAUAUUUUUAUGAAACGAGAUGCAAAGAGGCCAGGCCAGUCAAAAACGGUUGCAGGGGCAUCGAUGACAAGCACUGGAAUUCCCAGUGCAAAACGUCCCAAACCUACGUGCGGGCACUGACUUCGGAAAACAACAAACUGGUGGGCUGGCGGUGGAUACGGAUAGACACCUCCUGUGUGUGUGCCUUGUCGAGAAAAAUCGGAAGAACGUGAAUUGGCCUCUCUCCCCAUAUAUAAAUUAUUACUUUAAAUUAUAUGAUAUGCAUGUAGCAUAUAAAUGUUUAUAUUGUUUUUAUAUAUUAUAAGUUGACCUUUAUUUAUUAAACUUCAGCAACCCUACCGUAUAUAAGCUUUUUUCUCAAUAAAAUCCGUGUGCUUGCCUUCCU